UGUGCAGUUGAACAAUUUCAUAUUGAACAUCAUUCCAAUUUUUGUGAUUGUGGUCUCGUUCGGGGUGUUCACUUUACUUGGUGGGAAUCUAACACCUGCAAGGGCAUUUACAUCUCUAUCUUUGUUUGCAGUGCUACGCUUUCUGCUUUUCAUGCUUCCCAAUAUCAUAACACAGGUGCUAGGAAGGUGUGGGGUGGUCUCCAAGUGACCCUAAUUAAUUUGGGGUCCAAAAUAUCCACCAAUACUCCCAAAGAUGGAAAGAUGGGUCCUAUUGUUUUACCUUUUGUCAUAGGAUGUCCUUUUGUACUCAUUCUAAUUUAUAUAGACCAAGUCAACUCCCUACAUCAUAUUAUUGAUCUCCAAUAUGUGUAGGAUCAUCCCAAUAAUUUAUAUGAUGUAUAAUUAUAAAAGAAAACCAUACCCCCAUUAUUUAGCUUAAUAAUGCCAAAGAUGGGACCAUAGGCAUUUGUAUUCUUCUCCAAUCAUUCUAUCACUUAUUUAUGACAUUACUAUUCAUA
Cuscuta europaea is the source of this 518-nucleotide messenger RNA. Lineage: Eukaryota; Viridiplantae; Streptophyta; Magnoliopsida; Solanales; Convolvulaceae. The record is from the annotation of a GenBank genome assembly.